Molecule: messenger RNA, 1473 nt
Organism: Talaromyces rugulosus
Lineage: Eukaryota; Fungi; Ascomycota; Eurotiomycetes; Eurotiales; Trichocomaceae
Exons: 5
Coding region: 1-1473 (490 amino acids)
Biological process (GO): pyruvate decarboxylation to acetyl-CoA
Cellular component (GO): intracellular membrane-bounded organelle
Molecular function (GO): pyruvate dehydrogenase (acetyl-transferring) activity
Source: RefSeq, a predicted model, not a curated record
AUGGCUCAGGUUACCAGAAACCUCACUAAGGAGUCUGCUUUUGGUACAGUGGAUAACAACCCGACAAGUUUAAUGUCAGCGGCUUCACCACACCGGAGCCAGAACGGGAGUCCGGAUUCCGAGCCUUACCGCAAAUGGCUAGCAGCGCGCUUACCUAAGGAGCUCCUCCCGGAAGCCGGCGAAGAUUGUCCCAACAACAAUCUUUCCUUUCCUGCUCUCUGUUCUCCAUCCACCUCAAUUGCUCUCUCCUCCACAGCUAUGCUUUCCAGAUCGUUGUGGGCGCGCCAGGUUGCGCCUCUGAGGCGCCAGGCAGCUUUCGUUGCUCGCCGCUCAGUCACCACUGACGCUGCCUCUGCGCAUGCUGAAAAUAUCCCCCAGGAGGAUGACAAGCCAUUCACAGUCCGACUCUCUGAUGAGAGUUUCGAGACAUACGAGCUCGACCCACCUCCCUACACCCUGGAGACGACCAAGAAGGAGCUGAAGCAGAUGUACUACGACAUGGUUGCGACUAGGCGAAUGGAGAUGGCUGCCGACCGUCUGUACAAGGAAAAGAAGAUUCGUGGUUUCUGCCACUUGUCGACCGGUCAAGAAGCUGUCGCUGUCGGUAUCGAGCACGCCAUUACCCCCCUGGACAAAAUUAUCACUGCCUACCGCUGCCACGGUUACGCUCUGAUGCGUGGUGGCACGGUCAGGUCCAUUAUCGGAGAACUUCUUGGCCGCCGUGAGGGUAUCGCUUAUGGCAAGGGAGGCUCCAUGCACAUGUUCGCCCCCAACUUCUUUGGUGGAAACGGUAUUGUCGGUGCCCAGGUCCCUGUCGGUGCCGGUCUCGCCUUUGCCCAGCAAUACUCCGAAGAGAAGGCCUGCUCUAUCGCUCUCUACGGUGACGGUGCUUCCAACCAGGGUCAGGUUUUCGAAGCCUUCAACAUGGCUAAGCUCUGGAAACUGCCAGUCCUCUUUGGCUGUGAGAACAACAAGUACGGUAUGGGUACCUCAGCCGCCCGUUCCUCCGCUCUCACCGACUACUACAAGCGCGGACAGUACAUCCCCGGUAUCAAGGUCAACGGUAUGGAUGUCCUGGCCAUCAAGGCCGCCGUCCAGUACGGCCGCGAAUACGCCAUUUCUGGCAAGGGUCCUCUUGUCUACGAAUACGUCACCUACCGAUACGGUGGACACUCCAUGUCUGACCCCGGUACCACAUACCGUUCCCGUGAGGAAAUCCAGCGCAUGCGCAGCACCCACGAUGCCAUCGCCGGCCUCAAGCAGAAGCUGCUCGACUGGUCCGUUGUCUCCGAGGAGGAGCUCAAGGCCAUUGACAAGGAGGCUCGCUCGCUUGUCGACGCCGAGGUCGCCAUAGCCGAGAAGAUGGCCGCCCCCGAGCCCGACCGCCGCAUUCUGUACGAGGACAUCUUUGUCCGUGGCAGUGAACCUCUCUGGAUGAGGGGCCGCACUGUCGACGAGACUUUCUACUACUAG